Trypanosoma grayi is the source of this 1173-nucleotide messenger RNA. RefSeq lists its product as hypothetical. NCBI's taxonomy places the organism in Eukaryota, Euglenozoa, Kinetoplastea, Trypanosomatida, Trypanosomatidae. The record is from RefSeq and is a predicted model, not a curated record. The coding region runs from base 1 to 1173 and encodes 390 amino acids. The transcript has a single exon.
AUGUCAUCAAUGGGACGCACAGUUGCUUUUGUCGUUGAGGGCCGCGAGAUCCACGUUGGGUUCGACGUACUCGUCAAGACGUGCCCCUUUUUUGAUGACUUCUUCCAGCAUGACCCUUCAUGCGAGCGGAUUGUCCUCUGCCGCGCUGCGUACGUUGCCGUGGAUGCUGUGCUGCAGAGCUUUGUUACUCGCGACAAAAAGUUACUCGAAGCUCUUUGGAACUACAAAGGAACGGCAAAGGUUCCCCAGUUGCUUUCAGUACUAGACGUAGGUAUGCACUUCGGCGUGAGUCACGAUGUGCUCCAACGCACCGCUGAGGCGCUGGCGAAACGCAUCACCCCCGACAAUGUCAUACGUGUGCUGCGAUCGUGCUUCCGCUACUAUCGCAGCAAUAACUCUGACACACAGCCGCAUUUGCGGGUGUUGAAAGAAGCGUGCCGCUGUGCGUUGGUAACGGCGCUCCGCGAUGAAAAAAACGUUGCUGACUGGAAAGCUCUCCAGGUGCAGCACGGUGACACUCUGGCGGAGUUCAUUCCACGCUCUCCAGUGGACGCGCUAUCGAGCAGCCGGGCUCCGCCGUUGACCGAGUCCCCGCACAACGUGCAGGAGCUGACGGAGGCAAGUUUACGGCUCUCGGAGCUGCAGCGGCUUGCGAAGGAUUCCCCACUUGAGGCGGAGACUGCGGAGCCUGAGCCGCUCCACGAGUCACUGCGUGCUGCUCUAGAGGUUCAGCAGCGUGCCAUUGAGGAGGCCGAGGUUGAACACCUUGCGACGAGGCGGGAACUAGGGGAACUGCGGCGUCUUUGCACUGAUGCCACUACCGAGAUAGAGGAUAACGAGGACUUUGUGCGACAAAGUCAACUUUACGUGCGGGCUGCGGAAGAGGCGGUGAUGGACAUUGAUGCGCGGCUCUUCUCUAUCGCAGCAGCGUCACGUGAGCCAGACGUUUUCCGCCGCUCGCUGCUUCUCUUCGCAGAGUCGAAUGAACGUGAGCGGCUGCGUCUGGAUGCGGCAAUUGCGUUGGAGGAGUCUCGGCUGCGUGCAGUGCAGCAACAAGUAAGAGCGAUGGAAACAUCGAUACAAAGCCUUAACGAAGACUUGAAUCGUACCCAUAUAACGAUAUCAGAAAAAAAGUUAACCGACGUGCGGCUGAGGAACAUCAUACCGCGAUGA